Bombus terrestris (buff-tailed bumblebee) is the source of this 4485-nucleotide messenger RNA. It is a transcript of the gene Ncc69, whose product is annotated as bumetanide-sensitive sodium-(potassium)-chloride cotransporter. Gene Ontology annotation, cellular component: membrane. The record is from RefSeq and is a predicted model, not a curated record. Gene Ontology annotation, biological process: cell volume homeostasis; sodium ion homeostasis; chloride ion homeostasis. Lineage: Eukaryota; Metazoa; Arthropoda; Insecta; Hymenoptera; Apidae. Gene Ontology annotation, molecular function: sodium:potassium:chloride symporter activity. The transcript has 18 exons. Bases 601 to 3741 code for a protein of 1046 amino acids.
AUUGUGCGAUGUUCCGUCAGUAGGAAUCGGGAUUUUGUGACGGCUGGACGCGUCGUGGAGUGGUGAGUCUGAGAAAUCACACGAGCACGUAUGACAGAAGCGGCACGUGCUUACGCAAAUGUAUAAGUGUACACACCGAUCCAAUUCUCGUACAGUGUAAAGUCCAUUGACAGAAAGGAUAGUCGCGUCGUGGUGUAACUGGACAUUAGUUGAGAAGUUGCCGGCUUCGUUUUAUGUUAUCUGACAUGCGGUCGAUUAUAUUCCUGAAAAACAUCGAAUGUUAGGAUCGUUGUUUUAUAUUCAAUGGACAGAUGUGAGAAGAAAUCGAAAGCGUGAAUAUUCAUGGCGUGAGGUUAUGGGGGGAUCGAAUACCUGACGGAUACUCUGUUCUACUUGACGACCUUUUUACGUGACUGAGAAAGAAGGUGAAUCAGUAAAGGCGAAACGAUCAAACGUCCAGCUCACCAGCUUCCAGAAGACGUUGUCGAACCUGAUCGUCGUCAGCUGCAUCGUCAGCGGUGUAACGAACGAAAAGUAGAAGGAUCGCAGAACCAAAAACAAGUAAUAAAGUAAUAAAGUAAAGAGAUAUUGAAGGAGAAGAUGGCUCACGAGAACGGCGUAAACGGCGAUACCGAUUCCGAAACGGUGGAAUUGAAUUCCCUGAGAAGAACCAGAUUCCACGUAAAUCGAGUAGACAGUCUGGAAGGUCGUGCCAGCCUUCUUGGCGAGCAGGAAACGAGAAAGUCUCUUAGGCACAUGACGAGGGAGGCUCUCCCUAGACUGGAUAAUUAUAGAAACAUUAUGAGUAUUCAGGCUGCUCAUAGACCGUCUUUGGACGAGCUUCACAAUCCCACUCUGCUUAACAAGGACGCAGGAUCGCAUAUAUUACCAAUAGCACAGGUGAAAUCAUCGAUUUCCGGUAUAAAAUUCGGAUGGAUUCAAGGAGUCUUAUUGAGAUGUCUUCUGAAUAUUUGGGGGGUGAUGCUCUUUCUACGACUCUCUUGGGUCGUAGCACAAGCUGGCAUAGGGGAAGCUAUUUUAUUGAUUUCAAUAACGACAGCUGUAACCACAAUAACAUCUUUAUCGAUGUCGGCGAUUAGCACAAAUGGGCUCAUUAAAGGAGGUGGCACAUAUUACAUGAUUUCCAGAUCACUGGGACCCGAAUUCGGAGGUUCUAUAGGACUUAUAUUUUCUUUGGCGAAUGCAGUCGCUUGCUCCAUGUACGUUGUUGGAUUCUGUGAAAGUAUGGUUGACUGUUUAAAAGCGAAUGAGAUUUGUAUCGUUGAUUGUGACAAUACAGACAUCAGAAUUAUAGGUUGUAUCACGAUAGUUCUGUUGCUGCUGAUCGUUAUGUUCGGUUUGGAAUGGGAGGCGAAGGCUCAGAUUGGUUUGCUGAUUAUUUUGCUCUUAGCUAUCGUCGAUUUCAUGAUUGGCACCAUCAUUGGACCUAAAGACGAUCAGGAACGGGCCAAAGGAUUUAUAGGAUACAACGCUGAUCUAUUCAAAGAGAACUUUUAUUCGGACUACAGAUACAGCGAAGGGGUGGAACACAACUUUUUUUCAGUUUUGGCUAUUUUCUUUCCUGCGGCUACGGGUAUCCUGGCAGGUGCGAAUAUAUCCGGUGAUUUGAAGGAUCCACAAACAGCUAUUCCUAAAGGAACACUGUUGGCUAUUCUUUUAACAACUAUAUCUUACCUCUUUAUGGCGCUUAUGGUGGGCGGCACAGUUAUGCGAGACGCGUCUGGUGAUAUUAAUGAUUUGUGGAACAUUUUCAAUAAUUCAUAUACUGCUUUAUCGAGUUUGAAUGCGACUAAUGAAACAACUGAAUCCCCAAUUGCUACCUUAAAUACUAGCGAAAUAGUAUGGAGCAUGUAUGACACAAAAUUUAAUUGUACAGGACAUUGUCUUUAUGGUAGUCAUAAUAGUUUUCAGGUGAUUGAAUUGGUUUCUGUAUUUGGACCAUUUAUUUAUGCUGGAUGCUUUGCAGCUACUUUAUCAAGUGCCUUAGCAUCACUAGUUUCUGCACCUAAAGUAUUUCAGGCACUUUGUCUUGAUAAAUUGUAUCCUGGAAUAGAGUGGUUUAGUGGUGACAAAGACAAAGAGCCAAUUCGUGGUUACUUUCUUACAUUUAUAAUUGCUGUUGGUUUCAUUUUAAUCGGAGAAUUGAAUGCCAUAGCUCCGUUGAUCUCAAAUUUCUUUUUGGCUGCCUAUACUCUUGUUAACUUUAGCACGUUUCAUGCUUCAUUGGCUAAACCAAUCGGUUGGAGACCAACGUUUAAGUAUUAUAAUAUGUGGCUAAGUCUUGCUGGUGCUAUUCUCUGUGUUUCUGUGAUGUUCUUGAUCUCAUGGUGGACAGCGCUAAUCACUUUAUUCGUAGUUCUAGCACUUUAUUUAGUAGUCUCGUACAGAAAGCCAGAUGUUAAUUGGGGUUCUACGACACAAGCUCAGACAUAUAAUAACGCCUUAAACGCUGUUCAGCAGUUAGAUAGAGUCGAAGAACACGUUAAAAAUUACAGACCUCAACUGCUAGUACUCAGUGGUACUCCAAGUACAAGAUCAGCGCUCAUUGACUUUGCACAUUAUAUUACUAAAAAUAAUAGCUUAUUUAUUUGUGGGCAUAUUAUCGAGUCACCAAUUUCAUAUAAAACGCGCAAUUCCAUGACCGUGAACUGUACUUCAUGGUUUAGAGCGAAUAAAAUUAAGGCAUUUUAUUCCAUGGUGGAUGGUGCAAAUUUUCAAGACGGCACUACUUCUCUUUUGCAAGCCGCUGGCUUGGGAAAAAUGAGGCCCAAUAUUUUGUUAAUGGGCUACAAACAAGACUGGGCGACUUGUCCUCGAGAAAAUUUGAAUAUGUACUUUAAUGUAAUGCACAAAGCUUUGGACAUGCAUAUAGCAGUAGCACUUCUUCGAAUAAGCGAGGGUUUAGAUUGUAGCACGGUUGUAGGAGAUGCUGAAGAACAAAAGAAAAAUGCGCAAACAAUUCCAGGAAAUCAAAGCUUUUCUCAGCUUAGUCAGGCUAGUAGUACGUCAGAUAUUUCUAUUCCUGGGAGUCCAGCUCCAAGAAGGUCCAAAGUAAUUAACGAAUAUCCUAAUCCAACUGCGCAAGGUCAACGUGAAAAUCAACAGAAUUUUCUACCGGUAGCAAAAGAUAUACUUAGUACUGUAACAAAAUUUCAGCGUAAGCAAAAAAAGGGUACGAUAGAUGUAUGGUGGUUGUACGAUGAUGGUGGUUUAACCCUUUUGCUACCCUAUAUAAUAAGUACAAGACGUAAUUGGUCUAAUAGCAAGUUAAGAGUUUUCGCUCUUGCAAAUAAAAACUCAGAGCUCGAAUAUGAGCAAAGAAAUAUGGCAAGUCUUUUAUCGAAAUUCAGGAUAGAUUACUCUGCCUUGAACGUAAUACCAGAUAUUUCAAAACCAGCUCAGGAUACUACCAAAAAUUUCUUUAAUACAUUAAUAGCAAAUUUUCAAGAAACGGAAAAUACAAAAACGGACGAUGAUAUCAUUAAAGAUUCUGAAUUAACCGCUAUGAAUGAGAAAACAAAUCGGCAUCUACGUUUAAGAGAAUUAUUACUUGAAAAUUCAAUGGAAGCUAAUUUAGUAGUUAUGACAUUGCCAAUGCCUCGAAAGGGUGCUGUAUCAGCACCUCUUUAUAUGGCUUGGCUUGAAACUUUAACACGCGACAUGCCACCAUUUUUGCUUGUUCGAGGCAAUCAUACAUCUGUCUUAACUUUUUAUUCUUAAUAAGGGAAAACAAAUAACAAUACUUGUGCACUGUGACGUUAAUAAUUAUUAAAGUUAAUUGAAGUAUUUUACCAAUGACUUAAAUAUUAUAGUUGCACAUACGAAUGAAUUGAUUAAAAUGAAAAAUAGAACUGCCGCGGAAUAUAGAUAACAGUAAGAGGCCUUUAUAAUGAGAGUGACACAUGUUUGAAUGAGUUAGUAUUCAGGUGUGUUUAAUAAGAAUUAAUCCCUGAAUAUAUUCGAAUACAACGAAUGCAGCAAGACUGUAUUAUUUGUUAAAAUAACGUUCGCUACGAUAACUGUUCCUGAAUUUCGAAAUGUUAUCCAUCCACCAAUUUUAAAAAGAAAUAACUGCAUCCUCAUAAAUAUUUAAAAUAAAUGACGUUAUCAGAUACUGUAAAUUGUACAAUCAUCAAUAACAUGUUUUACAUAUUUGAUUACAAUUAUUCAAAAUUUCGAUAAUAUAUAAAGAUAUUAUAGUUAAUUAAUUUAUUUAGAAAACUAUUGACAAUCGUUAAAUAAAAUAUUUUGAAUAAUUAUAGGCAAAUAUGAACCAUUAAAAUAAAAAUUUGAGAAAAAAUACUAGUCCUAGGUAGCACUAUAAUUGAAAUUGGUAUCUAUUUAUAUCAAAGUAUAAAACCAUGUAUAAAAUUUUAAAAUUAAAUUACAUUGCAGGUACUAUACUGAGUCACUCAUAAUAAAGUAUUGCAAAUGUUUUGUGAGAACAUUUUUUAAAUACGUAAA